AUGGCUCCCACAAACAAGAGAAAGGCCUCGAACAGACCUCAAUUCUGGGUGACUGAGGAGUACCGGGAAGAUCUCUCCAAGGGCCCCAUGCUCCGGUUCGAGGACUCCUUACCCAGACUACCGGUCCCUUCUCUCGAAGAAACCUCCGCCCGUUACCUCAAAAGCCUACACCCUCUCCUGACCAAGGACGAGUACGCAGCCUCCGAAAAGGCCGUGGCUGCCUUCAACAAGCCGGGUGGGAUCGGCCAGAAACUGCAGGAGAGGUUAAUAGCAAAAGCGCAAGAUCCCAAUGUCAAGAACUGGAUAAUUGACUGGUGGAACGAAUCCGCCUACCUGGGAUACCGUGAUCCUGUGGUGCCCUAUGUCUCUUACUUCUACUCCUUCCGGGAUGACCGCCGAAGAAGAAACCCUGCCAAACGUGCUGCCGCCAUAACAACCGCGGCCUUGGAGUUUAAGAGACAAGUCGAUGAGAAGAGCCUGGAACCCGAAUAUAUGCGCAAGAAGCCCAUGGCUAUGAGCAGCUACGAGUACAUGUUCAACACCUCCCGAGUCGCCGCCAUGCCCAGUGACUAUCCCAUCCAAUACCCCGCCGAAGGCAACGAGCACAUCAUUGUCAUGCGAAAUAACCAGUUCUGGAAGAUCCAGACUCACGUAUCCGGCAAGCAGCUCAAUACCUCCGAGCUCGAACUCCAGUUCAACAAGGUCUACAAGAAUGCCCAGUUGGCCGACCCCGUCGGCGCCAUCACUUCAUUCCCUCGCGACCAAGGCGCAAAAGCCCGUGAAAACCUCCUUGCCGCGUCCCCGCUGAACGAGGCAGUCCUCAAAGAAAUCGAAUCUUCAUCCUUUUUCGUGUGCUUAGAUUCCAGCAUGCCCGUCACCCUCGAAGAACGGGCGCACAUCUACUGGCACGGCGAUGGCUCAAACCGAUGGUACGACAAGCCGGUUCAAUUCAUCAUUAACGACAACGGCACAGCCGGCUUCAUGGGUGAACAUUCCAUGAUGGAUGGCACGCCGACCCACCGUCUUUGCGACACGGUCAACGCCUUAAUCACCCAUAAUAAACUCGACUUCGACAAUCCGACAGUCCGCUCCGACCUGCCCGACCCGGUUGCCCUGAAGUUUGAAACCUCGGCGGCCGUGCUUGACGACCUGGCCAGCGCGCAGGCCCAGUUCCGUCAAGUGAUUGCUUCCCAUGAUCUCCGCGUGCAAGCAUACCAAGGCUACGGCAAGGGACUGAUCAAGAAGUUCAAAUGCUCUCCGGACGCGUAUGUGCAGAUGGUCAUCCAGCUCGCCUACCACAAGAUGUACGGCAAGAACCGACCGACAUACGAGUCCGCCGCAACGCGGAAGUAUCAACAAGGCCGAACAGAAACCACUCGCUCGGUCUCGGACGAGAGCGUCGCUUUCUGCAACGCCAUGGCCGACCCCUCCGUUGCCCGCGAGGAAUGCGAACGUCUCUUCCGCGCCGCUGUUCAAGCGCAUGUCCAAUACACCGCUGAUGCCAGCGACGGGUAUGGCGUGGAUCGUCAUCUAUUCGGGUUGAAGAAACUCAUUCAGCCCGGCGAGGAGACGCCUGAAGUCUUCACCGAUCCGGCAUAUGCCUACUCGAGCACCUGGUAUAUCUCGAGCAGUCAGUUGAGUUCAGAGUACUUUAACGGCUACGGGUGGAGUCAAGUCAUAGACCAAGGAUGGGGGAUUGCUUAUAUGAUUAAUGAGAACAGUCUACAAUUCAACAUUGUCUCCAAGAAACUCGGCUGUGAGCGGAUGAGUUUCUACCUCAACGAGGCGGCCAACGAUGUCAGGGAUAUGCUCCUCCCCGGCAUGGAGACGCCGAAGGCCAAGUUGUAA
This is a messenger RNA of Cladophialophora psammophila CBS 110553, 1848 nucleotides long. RefSeq names its product carnitine O-acetyltransferase. Gene Ontology annotation, molecular function: carnitine O-acetyltransferase activity. Gene Ontology annotation, biological process: carnitine metabolic process. Gene Ontology annotation, cellular component: peroxisome; mitochondrion. NCBI's taxonomy places the organism in Eukaryota, Fungi, Ascomycota, Eurotiomycetes, Chaetothyriales, Herpotrichiellaceae. The record is from RefSeq and is a predicted model, not a curated record. The coding region runs from base 1 to 1848 and encodes 615 amino acids. The transcript has 3 exons.